This is a messenger RNA of Abrus precatorius (Indian licorice), 468 nucleotides long. Its product is annotated as RING-H2 finger protein ATL66-like. Lineage: Eukaryota; Viridiplantae; Streptophyta; Magnoliopsida; Fabales; Fabaceae. The record is from RefSeq and is a predicted model, not a curated record. The coding region runs from base 1 to 468 and encodes 155 amino acids. The transcript has a single exon.
AUGUCCUCUGAACAUCACUACCAUUUUAUUAAUCUAAAGGGUUCAAACUUUCACUCCUAUGGCCAAGGUCUGUUCCUAUUACUAUGGUUUAUUGCCAUUCUCAUUUUUGUCCCUUCAUUUUUCCUAUGUGUCCUCUUAUGUCACCGUCGCUUCUCACAACAACAUAACUCCGCAGCCACCACAACGCUCUCUCCCCUCCAUGAUCAUCAAAAGGUAAGAGUUGAUUUCACCAACAACACUUUGUUUUCAUCUACAACUACCAAGGUUGAUGAAGGGUUUGAGAAGAAAGAAUGUUGUAUAUGUUUGAGUCUUUUCCAAGAUGGUGAAAGGUUGAAGGUGUUAACCCAAUGUCAACAUGCCUACCAUUCUGAGUGCUUGGAUAUGUGGCUUCGUGCACAUCCUAGUUGCCCUCUUUGCAGGGCCUCACUCAAUGUUAGUAAUUCUCUGAUGAAGAAAUCUGAUGUUUAA